Podarcis lilfordi (Lilford's wall lizard) is the source of this 2325-nucleotide messenger RNA. Lineage: Eukaryota; Metazoa; Chordata; Lepidosauria; Squamata; Lacertidae. The record is from the annotation of a GenBank genome assembly.
AUGGAGCAGCUGAUGGCCAUUACUCAGGAGGAGGAUGAGCAGCUGCGCAGGAAGGAAGUGGCCUGUGAGUGUGGCUGUGGAAGUUCUGGGUGGGGACCCUUUACACCCCAGGCAUAGAACUGCUUCUCCUGGCUAUGUUGAUUUCUACAUAAAGAAUGUGGGGUAUUUUCCCACUCAAGGGCUGCAUUCUCUUUUGGGCAGCCAUCUGGGGGCCACAUGCCAGGGUGGGUGGGGCCAGAAGCUAAAGUGGGUGGGACUACAAAUGUAAAUUUUUCCAUUUGUACCAUAGCCUAUUUUUUACAUACACAUGCACAAACACACCUCCUCUCUGUCUUCCAUCAUGACAAACGAGGUAUUUUUAGAAUUCAGCCAGGCAAAAGCCCUUGAAGAGGGCCAGAGUAAGGCACUGUGUCUUGGAGAGGAUUCUGGGGACCAGACAGAGAAACCUGGGAUGCUACAUUUAGCCCCCUGGGGCCUGAGGUUCCCCACCCCUGGCUUAGUGCAUGGAAGAGAUUGUUGGGAUGUUUUCGAUCCAAUCUUAAGCCAGAACGUGGCCCGCAAAAUUCUGCACGAAUCCCCAAAAACUCUCCAGGGUUUUUCACCAUUGAGAUUUAUGCACUCUGUAUUUCUUCCCCCAUCAACAACAAAGGCACUGACAUUUUGGUUCCUCCUUCCCAAGAAGCAGAAACAAUGCUUCCCUACCUACCCCUAGUUCUGCUCUUUGAUCUCUCCUGUACACCCCCCCCCACCCUCCUGAGCUGCUUCCUGAUCUCUGGAAAAUUUUCGUGCUAUUCUAAUGUGCGGGAGGAGACAGUUUUUGAACAGGCUCUAAUAAGCUCAGGAGAAGACUCCAGGGCCCUGACGUCCUGCAUUUUCUUUCCUCCACAGCGGCCAUGCCGCAGAUGCUGGCCGAGACCUAUAAGAACAAGCUCCUGCAGGUGGCUUACGAGUCACGCCAGCAAGAUCUUGUCAACCAGACUUGUUCAAGGUACUCCCAGAGAGAGUGGGGCAUUUCUCUGCUUUGUGGGGAGGGGGCCAUAUUAUUAUUAUUAUUUAAAUCUAACCUUUCAUCCAAGAAGCAUAAUGUGCUUUCCUUCCACUUUUUAUCCUCACAACAAUCCUGUGAGGCGGGUUUGUCUGAGAGAGAGUGAGUGGCUUAGGCUCACCCAGCAAGCCUUGUGGCUGAGGGGUGAGUUGAUCCCGAUUCUUCUCCCACUUUCAGUCCACAACACUGUACUUGUAGAAAGGGAGGUGAUGCUGUUGUUUUUAUUUGUGUGUGUGUAUUGCUGUGAUUAACGAGAUAAAGGUUUUAUACAUGAGGUGAAAUGUUUCUGCUUUCACCUCGCUAGCUGCUCUGGCUGGAAAGGCGGAGCAACCAGUUGCUUAGACAUUUUGAUUCUGAGGGCCGCAGUCUGUUGGACUUGUCAAGAGCAGCAGUAGAAAUUAUGCCACAGGAUUAACAAAGAGCACACUGGCCACCACAUGCCCUCAGCCUGCAGAACAACACCAGCAUCACUUAGCUUCUGCAAGCGAAGCCCUUCUGAACGUUCAGUCUCAAAGCCACUUUGGAAAUGGCGGGCUUUCAUUUUUAGUGGAAUAGCUGGCAAAGGUGGAAGCUGAAUUUUUUUGCCACAUAAAUAGAACCUCUGUUUUGUUAAUCACAGCAACGUAUAGAUUAUGUGAGUGCAGGGGUGGGAAACCUCUGGCACAUGGGUCAGUCUUGCUCCCCACAUCCAGGGAGUCUAAUUUGGCCCAUGAUGCCAUUCCACUACCUGUUGAUCAGCUGACAUCACUUGUCAUUUAGAGCGAUUGGAAGUCUGACAAUAGAUGGUGACAUGGGGGUGUGCAUGGGGGUGGGGGGUCCCUCCAUCCCCAUGUACCAGAACCCAAGAACACCAUGCUCACACUGGCUCUGCUAGAGUAAGCCAGAAAGGUGGAGGGGGAGAGAGAGAGAGAGAGAGAGAGAGUGCGCUUGGGAUAUUGGCUCUGUUCCCUAAACCCACUGGAGUUAGUUUGGUUCUGUUCUCUGACAGGCUUUGAUUUUUUCCAAAUGUACUGAUACUAUUGGCUCCUGUCCUGACAGCCUCUAAAGGUCUUCCAAAGUGCCUCUCACCCUCAGUUUGCCUCUGUCUCCCAAGAGGCAGUGGUGGUAACCCUUGGAAUGUUUUCUCUUGUAGCCUAGCCAAGAUGGACCAGAAGUUCCAGCAAAUCCUAGCUUGGCAGGAGUUGGACCAGAAGAAAGCCAUCAGCCAGAUCCUACAGGAGGUAUUUUGCUGGAUAUGGGUGCAAAAAGGGCACCUCUGUAUACAGGAUGGGAGAGGGUGA